AUGAAACUUGAGAAACUUGAGAAACUGCAGGACUUUGAUGAGUUUUGGAUAAUUCAAAAUGAUUCUUCAAAGAGACUUGCCUCUUUCGUCUUGAAAAAGCAUGCUGCCAAGAAAGUCGUCAACCCCCUGUUCGAGAAGAGACCCAAGAACUAUGGCACUGGCCCAGGAUAUCCAGCCCAAUCUGAUCUGACACGCUUUGUGAAAUGGCCUUGCCACAUCCGGCUGCAGCAUCAGAAAGCCAUCCUGUACAAAAGGCUGAAGGUAUCACCUUCAAUCAACCAGUUCACCUCGGCUCUGGCCCGCCAAACCGCAACCCAGUUCUUAAAGCUGACCUUCAAGUACGGGUCAGAGACCAAGCAUAAAAGAAGCAGAGGCUGCUGGCUUGUGAGAGGAGAUACCCCUACCAAGAGACUCAGAGCAGGUGUGAACACUGUCACCAUUCUGGUGGAGAGCAAGAAGGCUCAGCUGGUUGUCAUUGCCCAAGACGUGGAUCCCAUUAAGCUGGUUGUGUUCCUGCCUGCACUGUGCCAUAAGAUGGGCGUUCCAUACUGCAUUGUCAAGGGCAAGGCUAGGCUGGACCGUCUGCUUCACAGGAAGACCUGCACGUCCUUUGCCUUCACACAGAUCAACCCUGAGGAUAAGGUAGCUCUGGCUAAGCUGGUGGAAGCUGUCAAGACCAAGUACAAUGACAUAUAUGAUGAGAUUAGCCGUCACUGGGGAGGAAACGUCAUGGGCCCGAAAUCCACAGCCCGUGUCGCCAAGCUGGAAAAAGCAAAGGCCAAGGAACUGACAACCAAGCUUUGUUAA
Polyodon spathula (Mississippi paddlefish) is the source of this 807-nucleotide messenger RNA. RefSeq names its product 60S ribosomal protein L7a-like. The coding region runs from base 1 to 807 and encodes 268 amino acids. The transcript has a single exon. The record is from RefSeq and is a predicted model, not a curated record. Lineage: Eukaryota; Metazoa; Chordata; Actinopteri; Acipenseriformes; Polyodontidae.